CCGCGAUAUUGCAACAGCUGCAUUUGAUAUCGUAUAGAUUAGAGAUUCCGUCCUCACCAUGGCAAAAGCCGACAGAUCGAAGCGCAACAACGCUUCCAGCGGCCCCUACGAGAAGCCCAGCGGAGCAAGCUCAAAAACCAACAAUGUCUUCAAGUUCAACACAAACUUCGGCCAGCACAUUCUGAAAAACCCCGGUGUCUCAGACGCCAUUGUCGAAAAGGCCUUCCUCAAGCCCACGGACACGGUCCUCGAAGUCGGUCCCGGUACCGGUAACUUGACGGUUCGAAUUCUUGAGCGGGCCAAGAAAUGCAUCUGCGUCGAGUUGGAUCCCCGAAUGGCGGCCGAAGUAACCAAGCGAGUGCAAGGAAAGCCGGAGCAGCGAAAACUCGAGGUUCUGCUGGGAGAUGUGAUCAAGACGGAGCUGCCAGCCUUUGACGUGUGCAUCUCAAAUACCCCCUAUCAGAUCUCGAGUCCCCUCGUCUUCAAGCUCCUCUCGCUACCCAACCCCCCUCGAUGCUCCGUCCUCAUGUUCCAGCGCGAAUUUGCCCUCCGCCUGACGGCCCGCCCCGGUGACGCCCUCUACUGCCGCCUCUCCGUCAACGCCCAGUUCUGGGCCAAAAUCACCCACAUCAUGAAGGUCGGCAAGAACAACUUCAGGCCCCCUCCCCAGGUCGAGUCCUCCGUCGUGCGCAUCGAGCCCAAGAUGGGCAAGGACCGGCCCAACGUCAGCUGGGACGAGUGGGACGGCCUGCUCCGCGUCUGCUUCGUCCGCAAGAACAAGACGCUCCGCGCCUCCUGGCUGGGCACGAAGGAGGUUCUCGCCAUGGUUGAGCGCAACUACCGCACCUGGUGUGCCAUGAACGGCGUGCCCAUCGACGAGAGCAUUGUUGAAGGCGGCGCAGACGACGAAGAUGACAACGACAUGGACAUGGACGAAGGCGCCAACGACGCCGAGGACGCCGGCAUGGACGUCGACGACGACGCAGACGAAGACACCCCCAGCUUCUUCAAGGACCUCAAGUCCGCCGGCGCCAACGCCCCCAAGACAAAGAGCAAGCGCAAGAAGACAAAGGUCGCCGAGCUCGUCCGCGAGAAGAUCCGCAAGGUCCUCGAGGACGUGACCGAGCUGGCUGACAAGCGAGCCGGCAAGUGCGACGAAAACGACUUUCUGCGCCUUCUUUUUGCCUUUAACGAGGAGGGCAUUCACUUUUCAUAACCGAAUUCCCGCUUCUUUUGACUUCCUCCUUUAUUUCCUUCCACAUUUUCUCCCUCUCUCUCUGGUUUUACUUGAGCUGUUGCUUCUCCGUUGGCUGGUAUUCACGACAUGUAGUGGUUUUCAGGGGGACACGAGUUUACGAAGAAUUACGUCUUUGUUAGCUAGAAGACAGUUAUUUCAUGAUUCACAAAAAGGUUGGCGAGUGGGGCGUUUCUAGGCGUUGUAUAGCUUUGAAAUGGGCAUCAAAGAAGCAUGACGUUUUUAUCCCAUCACAAUACAUAUAUUAUUUCUCAGGCACUCAAAUAUAGCACUUGUAAGAAAUCAAUUUUUACGAUCAAAGUCUACC
Molecule: messenger RNA, 1562 nt
Organism: Trichoderma virens Gv29-8
Lineage: Eukaryota; Fungi; Ascomycota; Sordariomycetes; Hypocreales; Hypocreaceae
Exons: 2
Coding region: 59-1216 (385 amino acids)
Biological process (GO): rRNA methylation
Cellular component (GO): mitochondrial matrix
Molecular function (GO): rRNA (adenine-N6,N6-)-dimethyltransferase activity
Source: RefSeq, a predicted model, not a curated record